UCCACAUCUAAGCAAUUCACCCCACAAAACGGUAACGUUUCUCAACAUCCGGCCGCAGUCCACUUUCCACUCAACAACUAAUAACAACAGCUCCAAUAAGAAGAAGAAUAAUAAUAUUCCACCUCCUCCUCUUGAGACCGUACUUCUACCACCACCACUACGGCACAGCUUGUUGGGAUCAGAAAUCGGGCUAUCUACCUGUGCAUUCGCUAAAUCUUGUCCUCAUCAUCAUUGUCACCAAGUGUUGGAGGGUCGACCCAGGAAGAAGAGGGACCACAUUUCCUUACUGACUGAGUACCCAUCCAUACCACUGCUUGUGCACAACGAGAGUCUCAUCUCACCUUCUCAUGCUAGUUGCAUUUCACACACUGAAGAAGCAGUUAGUUGGACAUGAGGCUUUUUCCGAGCUGGUAGUAGAAGAAGAACAAGUGCUCUCUCUUCCCGUGUCCACAAGUGCCAAAGUUUUUCCAUUUGGUGUCCAUCCAACUUAUGUGUGGCGAGGAGUGUGUGGUUUGUUGGUGUUGCGACAAACCAGGAUAAAGAAAAGUGUGAUUUUUCCUGGUGUCAUUUGCGCGUGAGACGAAAAACUGCUGUAUUUGUUUGUGUUCUCGUGAACUAGAUUCGACUAAAUAAUUAUACGACACGAUACCGAGAGGUGUAUUAAUAUUAAUUGAUUGAAGUAGUGGAGGGGCAGUCCUUGCUUCCUCGCCUUUUACAGGAAUCACGUAUUCUGUUCCCAUCAAAACGGCAACUCUACGGGAAAAUCUGCAGUUGACGGACGAUUCCCGUUCGAACCCACCGUCAUUGAGUGAGACGCGGUCCUCGUCUCCACUCUCGGGCAUUAGCAGUUCACCAUCGGUAAAUUCGGGUGGAACACUGGGAGGAAUGCUGGAAUUCCACUCGAACCCACCGGUUGCGACAGCUGGAUCACCUGCUUCCUCCAUGCUCUCCUUGCUCAAUCUCAACAAUCUCAACAGUUUAGCAGCAGCAGGGUGGAUGGAAAUUGCAGGUAACAUGGAGGGGGGUGGUCGAGGAGGUAACGCUGCUUCUAGUCCUUCGGCCGCCGCGGCCGCUUUCGUCCUUGGCAGCCCUCCCCUCGCAGCUCUCCAUUCGAUGACUGAAAUGAAGUCGGCCAUGCUUCAACAUUACACCCCCACUUCCGUCGCAGCUGCUCAACAAAACCUCAAAAAUUCCUCCUCCCAACAUCACGGACCUCAUCACCAUGUACGUGCUCAAGUCAACUCCCACUCUCCUUCUUUCGAGGAGCUGUUUUCAUCAGGCUGUUUUCCGCAGAGCAUGCACUCACCCCCCAUUUCAACGAGUAGUGGUGGUGGGGGCAACAACUCGUCCAACGCCGCCGCCAACCCGCACGGCAUUGACCACAUCCUCAGUCGACCCUCCCAACAGACGCUGGGCGCCGCCAUGGCUGCCGCGUCCGCGAUGGUCAACGCCAGUGCAGCUGCUGCCGGGGGUGUGGGGAGACUGCCCCCUGGGAUGGGAAUGUCCAUGAGUCACAUGGCCGGAACUGCGUGGAUGGGUGCGAUCGGGAAACAGCUCGAGCUCGCGAGACCUGCCAUUUACUGGCCGGGACUCCAAGGUCUCGUCGCCAACCCCAACUUGUGGAGGGAUCGUGGCAACAAUCAUUCCGUUGGUGGAAACAGUGACAAGGACGGGAAAAAGAAGCAUACUCGCCCCACUUUUAGCGGACAUCAGAUUUUCGCCCUGGAAAAGACAUUCGAGCAAACCAAAUAUCUCGCUGGUCCCGAACGUGCCAAGUUGGCGUAUGGUUUAGGAAUGACAGAGUCCCAAGUCAAGGUUUGGUUUCAAAAUCGGAGAACCAAGUGGAGAAAAAAGCACGCCGCCGAGCUGGCUACAGCGAAACGCAACCAGGAGGAGAGGGAGGGCCUGUGUGAAACGUCUGAUCAAGACGACUGCGACUUGAUAGAGGAUGAUCAUCAUCUUAACAAACGAUCAAAAUACCAUGACGACUCGGACGAGCACCAUUAAUGAGCAGUCAAAUCGCACUCCUUUCUAAUCCAAGAACAAGUGUAAGUUGUUCCCCGUAAUCAAGAAUAUCAUCAAAAAUUAUUUGACAUCCGCCCGCACCACGUUAUAAAUUCGACGCCCCCACAACCACCACCACCAUUGACGAAAAUAUGCAUGUGUCCCAUUACAAGAACAUGGUAACAAUUGCUAUAAAGUUAUAUGUCCAUAUAUGACCUAAUUACGAUAUAUUGUUAAGAAGAAGACACAUUCCUUUCCCCUUCAUAAAACGUCACACAGAACCAUAAGCAUAAUCUUCGUGUCAGAAAAUGAAGAAUUUUUAAUCCAAAGACUUUAUCACGUUUAUUUAUUGUGUAUCUUUUGUUAUAUUAAUUUUACGUGAUGGAGGGGUGGCGAAAGUGUCAAAUUUUUGCAUAAUUUAACCUCCACUCAUUCCAUCACAGAAGAAGCCAGUCGGUAGAUAUAUGUACAAGUACACAUUUUAUCGUUUUUAUUUUUACCACUAUAAUUUUUUUAGUGGUAAUCAAGUCGCUUGAAGUUGAAAGUAUCACACAGCUUUAAAUGUAUGAUAAACACACACACUCACCAAUGCUCCCAUAUAUAGCCACUCGUUUAUCUACAUUAUUAGACAACUAAGUAUAUGAUACAUAAUUAUGUGCAAAUAUGGAUAUUAAACGACAAAAUUAUGUAGGACUAUUAGUGUAGGCAUUACUAUGUAUAAGGAAUAGUAAAUAGUAGCUAGUUUGCCAGGUUGGCCAUUAAUUAAUUAUUGUGUGAAGAUGUACCGCUUUACGCAAAUCAACCCAAAACUACCACUAAAAAUAUUACGUACAUUUAAACUAAUAUUAUCAACAUCUAGUAAUAAAGAUGUUUAAAAUUUCUACAACUCCCUUGAUACAAGCUGUUAUAUUAUUUAUAGUUUAAUUUAAAGAUAUUAUGUAAUACAGGAUCGUGGUCUCCUUGCAUAACUUUGUCGUCAUCAUCAUCAAGGGAGAUUACUCACAUAAAUACACACAGGGUCACUUUAUUUGUUCUCGUUGCAAUGCUAACUAACUAACAGUACAUAUUAAUUAAUUAUAACUAACUACUUACUUACACAGUUAUCCACACCGAUAACGUUGAUGUUUGUCUCAUAUUUUUCAAUUGAUCACAGCCAACAACAAAACAAGUUAAUCAUUUCUUGUGAGAAGAGAGAGUAUUACUUACGAUAUUUAAGUUAAAGAAUAAAUGUAGCCGUUGAGGCAAUCAAAAACCAUUCAGAAUCGCUUGUCAAA
Messenger RNA from Folsomia candida, 3278 nucleotides. RefSeq names its product homeobox protein Nkx-6.2 (gene HGTX). Gene Ontology annotation, molecular function: RNA polymerase II cis-regulatory region sequence-specific DNA binding; DNA-binding transcription factor activity, RNA polymerase II-specific. Gene Ontology annotation, biological process: regulation of transcription by RNA polymerase II; cell differentiation. The transcript has 5 exons. NCBI's taxonomy places the organism in Eukaryota, Metazoa, Arthropoda, Collembola, Entomobryomorpha, Isotomidae. The record is from RefSeq and is a predicted model, not a curated record. The coding region runs from base 886 to 2007 and encodes 373 amino acids. Gene Ontology annotation, cellular component: nucleus.